AAGGGGAAAGGAGUGAGAAGGACGGAACCUUAGUCAGAUGUGCAUAUGUUGCUGGCUGUUUUUGAACUUCUUUUCUGUGUUGUUUCCCAAAGGAGGAGUGGAAGUUGAAAGAAAGAGAAGAAGAACAAGCAGGGAGGAGAAGGAGAAGGAGGACAGAAGCUGUGAGGAAGAAACACCAAAUGGCAAUGGAUAAUACGGCUCCUCAGCCCGAGCCUUUGCAGGCGUGGACUUUCACACUGCUGCUGCUGCUGCUGCUGCCAUUGCUGGUGGUGGUGCUGGUGGUCUCCAUCCAGCAGACACACUAGGCUGCUCACACCUAUGAGCUCCAGAGGGGUUGAGCAGCCAUGCUUCCCGGCUAUGGACUUGAACCUUUUCCUGAUUUUCAGCCGCAUCACCACGCUUUGCACUGCAGAGGAGAGGGUCCCGGCAUGUGGAUGCCCAACUCGGGCAAGUCUGCGGUUGUGAUCUCCGAGGCAAAAGACGACGAACCGCUCCUCCGCUCGUGUCACCACAAGCAUAUUGCUGUGUGUCAGCAGGAGACUUUGACCUUCAUCGACCGUCAGCAACCAGAGACCCCUGAACUAAACGUACGCAGCUCUCCAAGGACAGACGUUCUAGACGGACAAUACAGCUUGAGAUGCUCACAAAGUGAACUGAUUGACUUGUCACAAAGCUGCCACAGAACAGUCAAUGAGGAUGUAACACUGUUGCCUUCAAUUCUGGCUGACAUUGAAAGCCAAAGUGGUCUGAGGACGUCUUUACACGAGCAGACUGAAGGUCCACAAAGUGUCACAUCAGCGUACCAUUCUCUCCAAACAUCUCUUAGUCUCCCUCUGCCUUUCCCACUCUCCUCCCUCUACACAAACAGAGAUUCCUGGGACUUUCAGACGCCAUGCACCUCAUCUCCAACUGAGGAUCCAGACUUUCAUAACCCGGAUUCCUAUCAGCUCCACAGGAGAACAUCUCAGGGUUCACUCAAAGAGAAGUCCAUCCGUCGUAAGAUGCAGGUUUAUUCUUCAGACAGCCUCAGUGAUGAAUCCCUCAGCAGCCCCAUCCUGGAUGCAGACUUCAUCUUCCCCGGACCUUUUACUUCUUUCCUGGAGGAGGACGUCAGUGGACAGUCCUCACAAGAGGCCAACACAAAUACUUCAUUUUCAGAUGCUCCAGGUCCAGACCUGCAGGACGUUACUCAGGAUGACAUCUUAGAUCUACCUGCAGAACCGCUGCAGAUGUUAGAGGACUCAGUGCCCGGGAUGGGCAAAGACAGUCUGGACGCAUCCAUUGCAACCAGGGGCAGUUUUCUACCACGCAGGGGAGACCAUGAGCGACGUCGCUUUUCCGCCUCAGAGUUGAUCUCCAGACUCCAGCUGUCCCAAAGGAAGAACUCCUUUACCUUGAAGCUGGGAAAGUCACUGUCGGCCCGCGUCACCUCCAGGGACCGACAGAGUUCUAGCAGUUGGACCCUCGACAAUUCCAAGUCCAACUCAAAGAGCUGCAGCUCGGGCUCCAGUGAUAGUGCCCCCCACAGUCCUGUAGGACCCGCACCACCAAUGGCCAGCAGCGACGGUGCAUUAUCUACACAUUGGUGGAGCACCAAACUAGGAAUGCGAAAGAAGUCAGUGGAAGAGGACUUGUGCACACCAACUACUGUUGGGUCUUCCAAUCGCUUAUCAAGGUUCUUACCAAGUUCUAUGCUAUACCAAGAAUACAGCGAUGUCGCCAUCAACAGAGAGAUCCAGAGGCAACAGGGCAACGAACCAGGCGUAGAAGACGAGCGUUUAAUGGACGAGGGUUCCAACGGAACACCGUCUCCAUCAAACUUGUCUCCGUCCAGUUCCUUUCGUUCCUCGCGAGGUUCCGUGUUCGCCCUGUGGCAGGACAUCCCGGAUGUGCGCACAAGUGGUCAGCUGGAUAACUUCAGCAACGAGGAGAGGAAGUUACAGGAGGCCAAGUUUGAGCUGGUCACAUCUGAGGCCUCAUACAUCCGCAGCUUGACAAUUGUGGUAGAUCACUUCAUGCUCUCACAGGAGCUCUCGGAUUGUCUCGGAGCUCAGGACAAGCAAUGGCUCUUCUCCAAGCUGCCCGAGGUCAAAGAUGUCAGUGAGAGGUUCCUUCAGGACUUGGAGUACAGGCUGGAGGAAGACAUCCUGCGUUUUGACGUGUGUGACAUUGUACUGGAUCACUGCCCGGCUCUACGCAGGGUCUACUUGCCUUAUGUAACCAACCAGGCUUACCAAGAACAGACAUAUCAGCGUCUACUGCAGGAGAGCCCCCGUUUCCCUUUCAUCUUGGCUCGUUUGGAGGAGGACGCCGUGUGCCAAAGACUACCUCUGACCUCCUUCCUAAUCCUGCCAUUCCAGAGGAUCACGCGGCUUAAAAUGCUGGUGGAGAACAUCUUAAAGAGGACGAAACCGGGUUCUCGAGAUGAAGACACGGCGACGAAGGCUUUCAAUGAGCUGAAAAGGAUGAUUAAAGAGUGCAACUGCAGUGUGCAGUCCAUGAAGAGAAUGGAAGAACUCAUCCACCUCAAUAAGAAGAUUGACUUUGAGGGCAAGAUCUUUCCUCUUAUCUCCCAGUCUCGCUGGCUGGUGAAGCACGGUGAGCUCCUGGAGGUGGACACUCAGACGAUGAGUAUUUCUGGAUCCAAGCUCAAGCUGCCCACCAAGCCAGUGUAUCUACAUCUGUUCAAUGACUGCCUGCUGCUGUCCAGGAGGAAAGACACUUGGAAGUUCCUGGUGUUCGUGCAUGCCAAGAUAGGAGAGCUGAAAGUGAAGGAUCUGAGUCACAAGCUGCAGGGCAUCUCGGGUUUCAUCUUCCACCUCCAGCUGUAUGAAGGACAGCAGCUCAAACAUCAGAUCCUGCUCAAAUCGCUCACAGAGAGCGGGAAGCAGCGAUGGAUCACUGCCAUGUUUCCAUCAGAUCCACUGGAGGACAUAGAGAACGCCAGUGAGAAUGAUGACAUAUCCCAGGUGCAGUGCAUUAGAAGUUACCAGGCCCAGGAACAUGAUGAGUUGACGCUGGAGAAGGCUGACAUUCUUCAUGCCAAGACCAUCACAAGUGACGGCUGGGUGGAAGGCAUCAGGUUGUCUGAUGGGGAACGGGGCUGGUUCCCCAAAUCCUACAUCGAGGAAAUCACCAGCCGCAGCGCACGUCUCCGCAACCUCCGGGAAAACAUCCGCAUUAAAUGUGUCACACAGAAACUGGAAGGCGAGGAUGAGUGAAGAGACACUGGGAGUGGUCUCACAAUCCUAAUUUGACACAAACGCAAAUAUAUAUUUUGAAAAACUAGUCGACGUGACUCAGGAAGAUUGCUGGUUCGAUGCCUUGAUGUAACAUUUAUGUACUGUAACUAGGGAUGCUCCGAUCGAUUGGCCACUGAUUUCCAUAAAAAUCCCGUAAUAUCCUAUGCCGAUAGACACCUUUCAAAGCCAAUCACCUAAACCGAUCGGUGUGAUGGCGGCAUGUGUGCUAGCUAGCGAAUGUUAUCCGCCUAGCUUCUGGUUUUCAUACUCCAAAUGACAUUUUGCCUUAAAAAAAAAAUCAUUUUUGUCCCACAGGAAUCCACAAGUGGAUGUCACAUACAUGUUGUACGUACUAACCUUUGAGUAUCGUUGACAAUUUAAAUAUUGGCAGUCGUAAAGAAACCAAAUAGUUGACAGCACUAAUAGUGAUGAAAGCAAGCUGGACACUGAAUUUAUUCUGUUUUAAGUUGAGCAGGAUAAAUUUAUAUUUAAAAACAUAUUUAUUAGUCCUAUUUUAUUCUGUUAAUUUUGGUAUCUUGAGCUACUAAAUAUUUUGUGAUCAGUUCAUUUCCCAUGUAUUCGUAAAAGACAAUCCGCCCAAAUGUUAAUGUAAACUUUAUCCAUGUGAUCGGUGUCAUGGAUGACCGCUAUUGGAAUGGGCAGCAAACAACCCUGAUCGGAGCAUUUCUAACUGUGGCAUGUUUGGAGAGCAGACCACUAGAUCUAAAUACAUAGAGAAUAUAAUAAAUAUAUGUUUAAGAGUAUUUUGGGUUGCCAUAGUCAUAUGUUGUAUUUCCAUUAAAAAAAAGCAUCAAGUACUAGAUUAUCACUCACGACCGUAGGUGGAGGGCCAUCUGCUGGCUCUGGUUGGUCACUGCUCCACUCAGCCCCAAUGCAAAAUGAAAUCUUGUACAGUAUCUGUCCACAUACAGAAAAAUUUAAGGAUGUGGGGGGGGGCAUCUCAUCAAUUUAGAAAUCAUUUUAUUUCCCCCAAAAUAUACAAAAUAUGCAAUAAAACAUCCAAACUAGCCCCCAUUCCACAUUUGACACCCCAUUUUGUUUGCAUUACUCAGACAACAGGCUGGAAGUCUACACAGUACUAAACAGUUCAACCAUUAAAUAAACUGGAAUAUAUUCAA
Molecule: messenger RNA, 4381 nt
Organism: Doryrhamphus excisus (bluestripe pipefish)
Lineage: Eukaryota; Metazoa; Chordata; Actinopteri; Syngnathiformes; Syngnathidae
Gene: arhgef19
Product: Rho guanine nucleotide exchange factor (GEF) 19
Biological process (GO): regulation of actin cytoskeleton organization; activation of GTPase activity
Molecular function (GO): protein binding; guanyl-nucleotide exchange factor activity
Source: RefSeq, a predicted model, not a curated record